ACUCUUCUCAUCAUCCAAAACCAGAAACUUUGACCGGAAAAGAAUCAGAGAAGUAAAGAAAAACAGAACAAAAUUAAAACAGAAUUUCUUCUCUAAUCCAUUACGCCGGCGAUUUCGGCGGCGUAGGAGAUGAAAGUUCGUAGGAAACUUGGUGGUGGUUGCGGCGGAGACGUCGUUGUUUCAUGGCGGACGUUCUUUUGGUUCGUGAUUCUGUUUGUCUUCUCCUUCGUUCUCUUCUCCACCAUGUUUAUUUUUAAGGGGAAGUUUCGUCCGGUGGUUCGUUCGACGAUAAGCUUCUCAACGGCUGUUACGGCAAGGGCGGUUUUCCGUGAGUCUAUAUCGUCUUCUCCGGCGGUUACGAUUCGUGAAGCGGUGAAAUUACCUGAACAAACUCUGGUUUUCCUAAAAUACCCUCAGUCUCGUCGGUUAUUUACAAAAGACGAUCUCAUUUGCGUUUUCUCCGGUUCGUCGAAGCUACGGAAAGUGUAUCCGACGGCUGUGGACAGAGACAAAUUUGGAGGUCAGAUCGUACGGUGUCCUGAGACGCCACGUGGCUACACCAUUUCGCUUGCCGUUUCGAGAUGGACGACCGAUGAUCAUCUCCCGGCUGGACCAACUCACCGGUAUGAUUGGCUGGUUUACGACGCCGUGAUCGACUACGAUAACUCUACGGUGGUUUUUGUCAAGGGGCUUAAUCUACGGCCAGGAAGAGUUGCUGACGUGUCGAGAUAUGAGUGCGUGUACGGUUGGGAUUUCGCGAAACAUAAUCGGUUAAUAAGAUCAGAUGUCAUCACUGCGGCUCAGGAGAUCGUACGGUGUAGAACACCGUUAGCUGUGUUAGACGGCCCAAAAGCGGCCCGUGGGCCUGUUAAAGUCUCGGUUAGAAUCAAAGGAGGAACCGGAAUGCUUCCUUCUAUCGCUCAGCCGGUUCGGAUCAUUAACCCGCCGCGAAAGAAACCCUUUCAAAUGUGCGUUUGCACCAUGACCCGAAACGCAGCCGCGGUUUUGAGAGAGUGGGUGAUGUAUCACGCCGGAAUUGGCGUUCAACGGUGGUUCAUCUAUGACAACAACAGCGACGACGAUAUCAUCGCCGAGAUCGAGAAUCUCGAAAGACGUGGUUACAACAUCUCUAGACAUUUCUGGCCGUGGAUUAAAACUCAGGAAGCCGGAUUCUCUAAUUGCGCGAUCCGUGCAAAGAGCGAUUGCGAUUGGAUUGCGUUUAUCGACGUCGACGAGUUCUUCUACAUCCCAUCCGGUGAAACUCUAACUUCCGUCAUCAGAAAUUACACAACCACCGACUCAAUCGGUGAAAUUCGAACACCUUGCCACAGUUUCGGGCCAUCGGGUUUGAGAUCUCGGCCUCGGAGUGGAGUCACGUCGGGAUACACUUGCCGUGUGGUGUUACCGGAGAGACACAAGAGCAUAAUCCGGCCGGAAGCGAUGAACGCGACGCUGAUAAACGUUGUUCACCAUUUUCACCUCAGAGAUGGAUUCACGUUUGCUGACAUGGAUAAGGAUAUAAUGGUAAUCAACCACUACAAGUAUCAGGUGUGGGAGGUUUUCAAAGAGAAGUUUUAUCGGCGAGUCGCGACGUACGUAGCGGAUUGGCAAAACGAAGAGAAUGUCGGGUCAAGAGAUCGAGCACCCGGUUUAGGAACCCGACCCGUUGAACCAUCUGAUUGGGCUGAGAGAUUCUGUGAGGUUAAUGAUACGGGGCUUAGAGAUCAAGUGUUUGAGAAGUUCAAAGACAAAAAAACGCAGCGUUUAGUUUGGGAAAAAGCGGAAGAAGACGACAAUAUCCAGAGAAUGGUGAGUGAAACACCAUUGAGAGUUACUAAUCGAUCUGGAGAUGGAUCAAAUGGAUCAAAGGAAGUAUCGAUCGCGAGAGAGAAGAAUGGUGAAAACGCAGAGAUAUUCAUCAGCCCGAGAUUCAAAUCAGCGGCGGCUAUGGCGGGUUGGGACGAAGAAGAUCUGAUAAUCGCUAGCUUUGUGGUAGAUGAUACUCCUGAAAGAAGUUCUUCAAAGCGAAGGAGACGUUCCAAUUUGUUGUUUAAAUCAACCCCACCUUCUGGUUCUUCAAGAAGGAAUCAGCGUGUUAAGCAAAGUCUUGUUCCGUUACCUGUUAUUGAUCUUGAUAAAGUAAUCAGACAUGAAGAAGAAAAAUCUGCAGAGAAGAAGAAAAAGAAGAGAGAGAUGGAAACAGAAACAAAAGAAGAGAAGAAAAUAGAUAAAGAUGAGAAGAGUUUGUCAGAUCAUGUUGUGCUUCCUUGCAUAGAUAAGCUUCGAGAUGAAUUGUCUUGCGCGAUUUGUCUUGAGAUUUGCUUUGAACCUAGUACUACAACUUGUGGACACAGCUUCUGCAAAAAGUGUUUGCGAUCUGCGGCGGAUAAGUGUGGAAGGAAAUGCCCUAAAUGCAGGCAACUAAUAGGAAAUGGAAGAUAUUGUACUGUCAAUACGGUUCUUUGGAACACAAUCCAGCUUUUGUUCCCUAAAGAAGUCGAAGCACAGAGAGCUGCUUCUGCUAACUUGAAAGGCAAGGAGACACCGAGUCCUAGAAAUCCGAAUCAAAGGCUAAGAAGCAGAAACAGGGAAACUGCAUUGUUUCAAGAGAGGUUACAAAGAGAGGAUAUUUCGAGAUUGCUUGUAUCUGAAGAGAGAAGUGAGAGGAGCGAAAGAAGGAGGAGAAGUACAAGUAUGAGGUUGGAUCAAAAUAGGGAUGCAGCAUUAGCGAUGCGGUUACAGCGACAGGAGUUCGCAUCAGCUUUUGGCGCAACGACGGCUGAAACUUCUUCUUCAUCGGUUUCUACUCUGUCGCGAGCAAGAGCUAACCUGCAAGCUAUGGCGUCAAGAGCUGUUCGCAGGCAAGGAUGAAAUGUGAUCAUCAUCUUGAAUGACAUUCAUCAUCAUCUUUAGCCUGAAUCUGCCACAGAUCAAGGCAAUUUUCACAUUGUAAAACUACACUAUUAUUCGGUUCCGUAUUCCUGAAAUUUCCUUAGAAAUCCAUAGUCUGAUCAUGAAGAUUGUAAUCGAUCCGUUACCAUGGAACCUUUGUUGGUGUCAGAGACUUGUGAGAGUUUGAUAAUGGGAAGACAUACUAAAUUAGGUUAACUUGUGUUUUUGUAAUAACUUGUGUGUCACAAAUAGGUU
Messenger RNA from Arabidopsis thaliana (thale cress), 3147 nucleotides. RefSeq names its product zinc finger (C3HC4-type RING finger) family protein. Gene Ontology annotation, cellular component: membrane. The record is from RefSeq and is marked reviewed. NCBI's taxonomy places the organism in Eukaryota, Viridiplantae, Streptophyta, Magnoliopsida, Brassicales, Brassicaceae. The transcript has 7 exons. Gene Ontology annotation, molecular function: metal ion binding. Bases 130 to 2871 code for a protein of 913 amino acids.